Molecule: messenger RNA, 525 nt
Organism: Spinacia oleracea (spinach)
Lineage: Eukaryota; Viridiplantae; Streptophyta; Magnoliopsida; Caryophyllales; Amaranthaceae
Exons: 1
Coding region: 1-525 (174 amino acids)
Source: RefSeq, a predicted model, not a curated record
AUGGUUGCAUCACAAUCAUCCAUGCCUCGGUCUACUUCCAUGAUUUCAAAGCAAAAACUUAAGACAUCAUCAAAACUAGCUGUUACCCAGUCAAAACCAUCCUCUAACCCAUUACCACAAUCAAUUUCGCCAACUCUUACAGGAGCAUCACAACCGCAAACAAAGGUUGCACAAAGUAGAUGGUCAAAAGGACCUUUGUUUCCAAACCUCAUUGAAAUAGCAGCACAAAAAAAAGCAACAACGAGUCUUGCAGCCUCAUACCAACCUACUGUGAAGCCUAACCUGCAGAGUACUACUCAGCCUACUGUGAAGCCUAUCCUCAAGCCUCCUAUGCAGCCUACUACUCAAGCUACUGUGAAGCCUGUCAUAGCUACCCGACAGCCUUCUCUAGAGCGGGACAAAGCUGCCCAACAACUUCAUAAAGUUAGACAUCAGCCUGAAAAAGCUGCACUCACAGGUACCAAACCACAUUUGGAAAAAAGAGCGUUUGUUGCACCCAUGAGGGCAACAAAAUCUGUGAUGUGA